CUUCAGACACUGAUUUGCAGAAGAUUCUGGAAUACAGAGGAGUAGCUGAAAUUCUUCAGACCAUUUCUUGUCUUCUCUAAACUCAGAAAAUCAUCUUUCACCUUCUGGAUGUCCAAGCCUUUCACCUUAAACUUUUAAGUUUUAUCUUUUCUGCCUGGUAACAAGUUACCCUCUCAGCCUGUUCUUAUCUUAAGGGGCUGGGGGAACUGAACUCAGUAGCUGACCAGCAUGGCAAAGGUUAGAGUUGUUCUAACUGUCUGCCAGUUGGUGCUAGAAUUGUUAAUGAAUUCAUUAACUGAGUCUUCCAUACAGAGUAAUGAAUGUCCACAGCUUUGUGUAUGUGAAAUCAGGCCAUGGUUUACACCACAGUCAACAUACAGGGAAGCCACAACAGUUGACUGCAAUGACCUUCGAUUAACAAAAAUCCCCAGCAAUCUUUCUGGUGACACUCAAGUCCUUCUCUUACAAAGCAACAACAUUGCAAAGACUACAGACGAACUCCAACAGCUCUUUAAUUUAACAGAAUUGGAUUUUUCACAAAAUAACUUCACAAGUAUCAAAGAUGUGGGGCUCUCAAACCUCACUCAACUUACUACUUUGCACUUGGAGGAAAACCAGAUAACAGAGAUGACUGACUACUGCUUGCAAGACCUUUGCAAUCUUCAGGAGCUAUAUAUAAAUCACAACCAGAUCAACAGCAUAUCUGCAAAUGCAUUCUCUGGCCUGAAGAAUCUUUUAAGAUUGCAUCUCAACUCCAAUAAAUUAAAGGUUAUUGACAGCCGGUGGUUUGAUUCUACUCCUAACUUAGAGAUUCUCAUGAUUGGAGAAAACCCAGUGAUUGGAAUACUAGAUAUGAAUUUCAAACCACUCUCAAAUUUAAGGAGUCUAGUUUUGGCAGGUAUGUAUCUCACAGACAUUCCUGGCAAUGCCUUAGUAGGCUUGGAUAGCCUUGAAAGUCUUUCCUUCUAUGACAACAAGUUGGUAAAAGUUCCUCAGCUUGCACUUGAGAAAGUUCCAAAUUUAAAAUUCCUGGAUCUCAACAAAAAUCCAAUUCAUAAAAUUCAAGAAGGUGAUUUUAAAAACAUGCUCAGAUUGAAGGAACUUGGAAUCAAUAAUAUGGGAGAACUCGUUUCUGUUGAUAGGUAUGCGCUGGACAACCUGCCUGAGCUUACAAAGCUUGAAGCCACCAACAAUCCAAAGCUGUCUUACAUACAUCGUUUGGCAUUUCGCAAUGUUCCUGCCCUGGAGAGCCUGAUGCUGAACAACAAUGCCUUGAAUGCAGUCUACCAAAAGACAGUGGAAUCCCUUCCAAACCUGCGUGAGAUCAGCAUCCACAGUAACCCACUCAGGUGUGACUGUGUCACUCAUUGGAUCAACUCAAACAAAACUAAUAUCCGUUUCAUGGAGCCUCUCUCCAUGUUUUGUGCUAUGCCUCCAGAGUACAGAGGACAGCAGGUGAAGGAAGUGUUAAUACAGGAUUCAAAUGAACAGUGUCUUCCAAUUAUCUCCCGUGAGACCUUUCCAAAUCACUUAAACCUGGACGUUGGCAUGACAGUAUUUUUAGAUUGUCGGGCCAUGGCAGAACCCGAGCCAGAAAUUUACUGGGUCACUCCUCUGGGCAAUAAAGUAACUGUUGAAAGUCUGUCUGACAAAUACAAGCUGAGCAGUGAAGGCACCUUGGAAAUCUCUAACAUCCAGGUUGAAGACUCGGGGAGCUACACCUGUGUUGCUCAAAACGCAGAAGGGGCUGACACGAGGAUCGCUACUCUCCGGGUGAACGGAACGCUUCUGGAUGGUACCCAGGUCCUGAAAAUCUAUGUUAAACAAGCUGAAUCCCAUUCCAUCUUGGUUUCUUGGAAAGUUAAUGCCAACGUUAUGACUUCCAAUUUAAAAUGGUCGUCAGCCACCAUGAAGAUUGACAACCCCCACAUUACAUACACUGCCCGGGUCCCGGUCGAUGUACAUGAAUAUAACCUCACACAUUUACAGCCAUCUACAGACUACGAGGUGUGUCUCACGGUGUCAAGUAUCCAUCUGCAAACACAGAAGUCCUGUGUUAACGUUACAACAAAAAAUGCAGCUUUUGCUCUAGAUAUUUCAGACCAAGAAACCAGCACAGCCCUAGCAGCAGUAAUGGGAUCCAUGUUUGCUGUCAUCAGCCUGGCCUCCAUUUCUGUUUAUAUUGCAAAACGAUUUAAGAGAAAAAACUACCACCACUCAUUGAAAAAAUAUAUGCAAAAGACCUCUUCCAUCCCACUCAAUGAGCUCUACCCACCCCUUAUUAAUCUCUGGGAAGGUGACAGUGAAAAAGACAAGGAUGGUUCUGCAGAGACCAAGCCAACCCAAGUCGACACAUCCAGAAGCUAUUACAUGUGGUAACUCAGAGGAUAUUUUGCUUCUGGUAGUAAGGAGCACAAAGACUUUUUUGCUUUAUUCUGCAAAAACGAGAAGUUGAAGACUUUUGUAUUUUUGACUUUGCUAGUUUGUGGCAGAGCAGUGAGGACAGGUGGAUAUUUCAGAAUUUUUUAGUAUAGCGUAUCGCAAUUGUUGGACACACAUGGCAGCUUCACCUAGCUUCCAAUUCUUCUUUUUCUUUUCCUUUUUUUUCUUUUCCUUUUUUUUUUUUUUUAGUUAUCGUGCUAAACUUCAUGCUGUUCUAACUACAGUGCUGAAUACAGUGAAUGAGAGGCUGGGGUUCCCCUGGGGUUCAAAAGUAGCACCACCCCAUCCUCCUGAAGCCAUCAGCAGAGCGCAGGAUCUCGCAAAGCUCACACACGGUUUUGAGACUGCAUUGAAAUAGGUUUGUAACGCUGGUCUGAGGACUCGUACACUGAGGAAAGGAGACCUGAAAUGAUGUUAGUUGACUGUACUGUAAUGUUGUAUCAACUGAUUUGAAUGUUUUUGACUUGGAAUGAUGAGUUUUACUUUUCCUCUUUAUUUUUGUAGUAGUU
This is a messenger RNA of Chaetura pelagica (chimney swift), 2951 nucleotides long. It is a transcript of the gene LRRN1, whose product is annotated as leucine rich repeat neuronal 1. NCBI's taxonomy places the organism in Eukaryota, Metazoa, Chordata, Aves, Apodiformes, Apodidae. Gene Ontology annotation, molecular function: protein binding. Bases 229 to 2379 code for a protein of 716 amino acids. The record is from RefSeq and is a predicted model, not a curated record. The transcript has a single exon.